AUGCUUCCUUAUGGGGAUGAGGCUGAAUUGGAUGAGUUUAUCUCGCAAGAGGAGGCGUUGGAGAUGGCUUUGCGUGAGACGGAGACGCAGGCGCCGCUGGCUGGGCGGGUCGGGACGUUGAGGGGGGAUGGCAAUGGGGGGCGGGUUCCGUUUAGUGAUGAUGAGUAUGAUGAUAUCUUUAUGGGAUUGUCGGAUUCGCAGUUUGAGAGUGGAAAUGGGGCUCAGGAUAUGGACAUGUCAUGA
This is a messenger RNA of Penicillium antarcticum, 243 nucleotides long. RefSeq lists its product as uncharacterized. The record is from RefSeq and is a predicted model, not a curated record. Lineage: Eukaryota; Fungi; Ascomycota; Eurotiomycetes; Eurotiales; Aspergillaceae. The transcript has a single exon. The coding region runs from base 1 to 243 and encodes 80 amino acids.